UCCAUCCAUCCAGCAGAACCAUGUGCCGCGGAAGUAUGCACAACGACAGCUACGUGCCGCGCGGUUUUAUGUGUCAAACCUCCACCGUUUCGGGACGGCUUUGAUGUAGAGUACAAAAGCGCUUUCGCACAAUGUCUUCUGCACCUCGCCGAUGACUGGCAUCGCCGAACAUGGGAGGCUCAUACGAUCUGCAUAGCAUCGUUCGCAACCUGCGUUCCAACAAGAUCACGGACCGCAAAAGGGCGUUCUCCGCAUUGAGGAGUGCGUUGAAGGACCAGAGCAUCCUUGCCUCCCUGGACAAGAACACGCUCGACAAAGUCAGCCUCACCUGGGACCUGGUUGCUGGCAACAUCGCCAAAGUCAUUGAGCAGGAGCUUAACAAGUCUACUGGACAUGGCAAGAGCAGAGUGGCAGGGCCUGAUGUGCUUGCUGCUGUCAUGCUGCUGCGAACAGUGGUUCAGCUGGCCAACAGAAGCCGAAAUAAGUGCCGUGGCCGUGCAGGACAAUCGCUGCUGAACCCACGCAAGAUGUUGGAGCAUGUCCAACGAGUCCUGGCUGGAGGCCCAUGGGAGCAGCAGCUGCAGGUGCAGUACACUCGCCUCCUACGGCUGCUGCUGCUACUCGAUGGGUGGCAGGCCACGCUGCCGCCGUCCCUCUACCACGGUCUGGUCGAAGGAGUGUGCCAGCUUCUACGCUCAGACAAGGAGGACACUGACGUGGUGGCUCUCAGCAGCACCCUGCACCACCUGGUGACCUUGGGUUUCUACCAGGAAGAUGCCUGCCUCGAGACGGUCCUCAGGACCCUGGCUGGCUCCUUUGCCAAGAUCAGGGAGACUGGCACGGCCAGCCAAGUAGUUCUGCAGCUGUCCAGCCUGGUGGAAGUGGGUCGUCGGCUGGGGGCCAGGAGGCGUCGAUUGCUGUGCACACUGGGCGAGCCCCUGGUGCGGACCUUGCUGCUGCUCGGCACCUGGAAUUCUCCACAGAUCAAGGUGCUGUCUCUGGAGUUCCUUGCCCUGCAGCUGAGCCUGCACAGGACGAGCGAUGCCGACCAGAGCGGGUGGCAGUGCCUGCUCAGAGACUGGCAUCACCUGCUGAUGCAACAGCUGCAGGAGGCCUCGGUGCUCAACCAGCAGGAGCUGCGCGUGCGGAGGGCCCAGGUGUGGCUGGCUGCCGAGACCCUGCACCAGCUGGAGCCAUCGGGCACUGCCCUGCACACUGCGGUGGCUGCACUGGUGGCUGCAAAGUCCCUUGGUCGAGAUGUGCUGCCCAGGCUGGAGGUCCUCGCCUGCUACCUGUGGAAGUACCCGGAAACUGCUGGUCACAUGUUGCCCAGCCUUCAAAAGCUGCUGGAAUUUCUCACACAGUGCUACUCAUCCUCUAAGCUGCUGGAUGUGAAACGCUGUGUCCUUCGGUGCUACCACGGGGUGGCCCAUGCACUUGUAGCUGGCCAGAGACCACCAUGGCCCCUGUGGAAUGUAGUCUGGGAACAGACCGCCAAGACCGUCUUCUUGAACCAGUGCGUGGAGGAAGGCCACCUGGUGCUGCAGGAGCUUCUGCGGAAACAGCUGGCGGCCUGUUCCGACCUUGGUUCUCUAUUUUGCCCAGGCCGACCGCUCGAGCCCUCGGCUCUGCGCAGCCUGUGUGUGACGCUGUGCCAGGCGACUCACGUGGAUGCCCUGCUGCCCGAGAAGCACAGGUGGCGUCUGUGGCUACUGGAGUUGCCAGCCACUGUCCAGCUGGGAUCUGCCCUGGUGAUGGGGGCUGAGCUCCUUGCUGCCUUGUGCUUGGCACGGCCGGCCACUGCCCUGGCCUCACAGUAUAGUCCACCUCAGGUCUGGCAGGACCCAUACCCUUGGAGGGCUAUUCUGGAUGCCGACCUUGAGCGUCGGACUACCGCUGUUCCACGCACAGAGUCUGGCGCCAAGGACACAGGCAGUUGGCACAAGUCACCAGUAACUGUUGUCGAGACUGCCUGGGAGGCCACAUUGGACACACUGGCCAAACAGGGGCUGGCAUUUCUUGACUCCAUUGAGACGUUGCCAGCAUGCCUCUGUUCUGGGGCCAUGGGUGCCAUCUUACUCACGCACAUGUGGCGACUACAGGUGAGGCCAGCCCUGUUCGACAGCCCUCUGGUCCAGCAGCUGCAGAGCUGCCUGCGGGACUGCACGGAGAAGUUGGUGCACCAGCAGCAGUGCUGGAAGGAUGCUGCUUGGCUCUGCCUGCUGGAGGCCCUGCUGUCUUACGUGGAGGGGGGGCCAGCCCCGGCCUGUGCAUGGCUGCUGGGUGCCUUGCCACAGGAGCUCGACGACUGCCUGCUCACCACCCUUCGAGCAACACCGGACUGCAUUGGCGAUGACAUCGGUGUGCGGCCGCAUGGUGAUGUGACCGAGGGUUGCCAUGUGGACAGUGACGAGUGGGCCGAUGACAGCCUGCCAUCAUCCAGUGUGGCCUCUUCUCAGGGCUCGAGUGGUGAUGACUUUGAAUUUGCUGACACAGGACAGCCCGUCUGCUAUGACAUGGCUGCCACGGUGCUGUCACCAGACCGGCUCACCCAGGAGGAGACGCAACAGCUGGCAGUGCUGCGCAUUGCCUUGUCUUACUUCUGCCUCGGCCGCCGUGCUGCUGCUGCUGCUGGAGGUGCCCUAGACCUGUUGCUCCAGCUGCUGGAGGAGGCAGCUCGAGGGCUCAGCGCAUGGAGCAUCCAAGCAGCGUUACAGGUGCUGCGGAUGCUGCUUGAACGGGCGGAGCUGUUGAAUGAGGCCGAGCUGUUCUCACUGGUUGAUGCACUCAGGGAGCUGAUGAAAGUCCACUGUCGUCAGCUGGACGUGUCGGCUGCCUUGCUGGAGCUUGCAAGACUCUGCGUGCCGGCGCUGAACCGCCGGGUGGCUGGCACGGAGCUGCGCCACUGCUUCCUAGUGGUGCUUGAUGCUUACACUGCACUGCUCUCACAAGGAAUCCUCAAUGAGGCUGUCUCCCUGGCAUUUCUGCGUCUUCUCUUGGAGUGCCUACAGGAGCCGAGCAGCUCGUGGGUGCGUCUCACGGUUGACGGUCAGCCGGUCUCGGUGCUUCAGUACACUCUCCGCUUCUUGGGCAGCAGCCACGACUCUGUCAGGACACUGGCGGCAGAGAAUAUGGCUGUUUUCCUCAGAGGCCAACAACCAGCCAGCCUGCAGGCCUUGCUGCCACUUUUGUACAAGCAUCUUGAAGCCGACGUGAGCAGGGAAGACGAGCACCACUCGGGCUGCCUGGUGUUUGCCACUGCACUUGCCAACGCAGCCAUCGCCUUGGGACCGCACCUGGGAGGCACGGCCACUGCACUGGUCCUCCAGGCAGUGCGAGACCGGGGCCUGCCGGACACCCUCGCUGCAAAGGUCCUUGGCUUUGCGCACGCCGAUCCCUGGGCAGAGGUGCACCUGCCUGCCGUAGUCUACCACUGGCUGAGACGAGGUCUCCCCUUGGCCGAGCUGCCCGUUAGCGCACUUGGCUGCUCGUCGGCCACGCAGUUCUGGAAGUGCCACUGGGUUCGGGUCCUGCCAGCAGUGGUGGAGUGCUGCCACAGCAGGGCUGUCCAGCUGGUGAGCGACAGUGUAUCCAUUCCUGCCAGGGAGUUGCUCCGGCAGGUGGCGCCCUCUGUGCUGAGCCGUGCAUUGCCAAGCUCGGAGCCCCUGCGCUUCCUCCAGGAGCACUUGUCACCAGAGGUUGUGGAACAGGUUUUUGUGGACCAUCUCCCUGAGGUGCUGGUGUCUGUACUUCAGCUCGCCUGUGACCUUCCCACUCAUGCAACGCCCCAUGAUGACCAAUACCCUCCGUGCUUGGGUGAAGGCCAGGUGCAGGAGUGCCUGCAGCUUCUGGAGCGCAAGUGCUGCGGUGAUCUUCUGGCAGUGCUCUUGCGCAAGCGGGAUGGUGUGCAACUGGUGCUGGAAGGAUUGCAGCAGUGUGCUGGCCCCCGCCUGGCUGCACUCAAGCACCUGGUUGCCAUGGUGUCACUAGCGCUGGCAAGACCGACCGGCCUUGGGGGCUCCGAGUGCUUUGUGCUGCGAACGCUGACGAGGCAGCUGCUGCGCAAGCUCCCGGUUCAAGGUGGUGCGGAUGACACUGUGAGGCUCGUGGCACGUCUUCUCCGUCAGCUGUACGAGGCUUCUCUGGUCUACAAGGAAGCUGCAAGAAACUUGCCACUCAUCAUUAAUGCCCUGGCACCAUUUGUCGAUGACAAGAAUACUGCUGUGGAGGUGCAGCGUCUGGUGCAGAUUCUGUUGUCGGAUGAAAAACUGGAAGCGGCAGCAAUGCUUGUGCUCCCACGCUGCUGCCACGGCUCCCUGGAUGCAGUGCAGUUGCGCCUCAAGCAGGGACUCGUCACUCAGGUGCUCGCCGUGUUCACCCAAUCACUCAAGCAGGACCUGCUCAGUGGUCAUGAGGACAUUGGCACGCUGGUUGCACUUGGCAGUUUGCUGAAGGAGCGUCGUGCCGACCUGCUGAUGGACAUGCAGGGGAAGCUGUUCUUCACGGAGGCAGCCAGCUCGAGUCCCUUGCACCAGCUAGUGGUGGUCCUCUUCCAGCAAGCCAGGUCCCCACACCGGCAGGUGAGAGAGGCUUCCCUGCACUGCCUUGGCAUCCUGGGUCCCAUCGAGUGGCACCUGCCGUGCCUGUCCACUGCACACUGGAACCCCAUCUCGGGCAUGGUGGACGAGCCAACCAAGGGCUGUCGGCACAUCAGUUAUGCGAUCAUCUUCCGCACCAUGGAGCGUUACCUCAGCCAUCCCGACGCCAAGCUGUCUCGUGUGGCGUGCCAGGUGCUCAAGUGUGCACUGGCGACACCAGCGGGCUUUUCCUUUGCCUCACAGCACGGGCAGGCAGAGGACAUGGAGGACACUUUUGCCUUUCUUCACCCUUUUGUGCCUUCGCAAUGUAAGGCAAGUCUCGUCCUCUACUACAUAUAUGGCUACCACGACCGACACUCGCCUCAAGACUUUCUGGAGAAGUACUUGGAGUACUGCGAUAUUGCAGGGAUACCCCCUGACCGCCAUGUGCAGUUGCUUCCAGCAGCAUUGGAGGGGUCAGCCAAACAAUGGUGGCACUUCUCAGCUAGACUCACGAGCUUCAAAGAGUCUGUGCUGGAGGAAGUGGACAGCAAUGGCGACAUUGUCAAGUCUUGGUGUCAAAGGGGUCUGAAAAGCUUUGAAGCUAAAAAGCAGCAGAAAGUUGUCAUCGAACACCUGGAGUCCUUCAACCUGGGUCGUGCGACAGCAGAUAUAAUCAUUGACUGUGUCGAAAGGAGUAUAACAGAGCUUCCCAAGGAAAAGCUACUCUGCUUCUUCAGUGACGGCCCCAACACAAUGAAAAGUGUGAAGAAACUGAAAGAUGCUGUCCACCGAAAUAUUCUGGACAUUGGAGAGUGCAACCUCCACAAGAUCCUGCCCUGCCUUGUAACAGUAGAAGAGACUGUUAAAUCCAUAAAGUAUGUUGUUGCCAGUGUGCCCCAUAUGAUAAACGGCAAGCAGGUAAGUCCAUUGGAGCGCCCGCUUAGUGCAACCGACCUGUCCCGUUUGGAGUUGUGGGCACCUGAGGAGGCCUGCGACCACGCCACCUGGAUCACCAAUCUGGUCUGCACGCUGAUUCGGUGCUGCAAUGACCACAUCUUAUGGGCUCUGCUGCCUCUCUGCUCGAUGGCGGUGGACCUGUGUGAGUUGCUGUUUCCGCUGGUGGUGGAGACACUGUCGGAUGAGGGCAGCUACUGGAGUGCGGUCGUGUCGGGCAUGGCAAUCUUUCUGGACCACCAUGCUGAAGCUCAGGUCAAGGAUGAGGCCCAAAGGAGCCAGUCCACCGUCGUCUCCGAGCCAAUGAGCACCGAGUUGACCAGCGGCCUAGUUUACUGCUGUCAGUCAUCUGUAGCUGUUAUGAUGUCAGCUGUGGAACGCAUGGUGGUCCGCCGGGAUGCAAAGGCCAGGACGCUGUGGGAGGGCCUGCGGCUCGGCUGCGUGAACUUCCUGCGGGCAGCUCAGGCUGCCGAGUUUUGUGGCCACCACGUGACCGCCGUGCAGUGCGUGGAGCUGUGGUGGGACUCGCUUGCUAGGCCAUGCGAUGAUGGGGGCGCCCCAUUCUUGCACUGGAGUGCCGCAGAGGCAGCUCCGGUGCAGUCAGUGCUGCUGUCCUCCUUGUCUGGCCUCGGGGACCUGGAUGCCCUGACCGGCUGCCGGUGCCUGGCACUGGGGGGACCGGCACACUUGCUGCUGUGGCGCCACUGGGCGGAGCAGCAGGGCGGUCACUGGCCCACACUGUUGGCACAGGCUGACCUUGCGGCCACGGGGCGCAACGCCCGCCUCGGCCAUGCCCUGAAGCAGUGCGGCCUCUACCACACGCUGGCCGCCUACCUGGAGCCCAGCACGCCCGACCUGGCCGAGUUGCAAGCCGAGUGUGCUUGGCGUUUGGCUAAUUGGGACUGCCAGCUGUCCCACGACGACCAUGGGUGUGGACACAUGGGACUGCACCGUGGAAUUUUCAUGACAUUGUCCUCCAUGAGUAGCCAGGACACUGAAGAACUCUGUUCUGGACUGAAAGCCUGCAGGGAGCUGCUGAGCAGUCGGUUCUCUGCAAUGACCCAGCUUGGCUCGACCCUGCAACUCAACCAGCUUCUGGCAAAAAUGCAGAUGUGCACGGUCCUUGAGGAAUGUGCUGCUCUGCUGUGUGGCAACGAGGAUGAAGCGGUGCUGUUGGCCAGGUGGGAGCAGAGAGCAGCGCAGCCGGCAGUGCACUUCGAUGUGGCCGAGCCAGUGCUGUGGCUCCAGAGCGUGGUACUCGGCCAGCUGCACAGCCUGCAAGCCGACGCUGCCCGCACCUCAAUACUGAGACACUAUGCAGUGCACGCACGAAUCAACCAGCGUUUGGCGCUGGCACGGGUAGCGCUGCAGCAGCUCGAGUGUUGUGCCCCGGACCAGGCAAGCCGGUGGCUGCUGGAGGAGGCUCGAAUCCAGCUAGCACAUGGAGACUGCACCGAAGCCCAGCACACCCUGUGGACCCUGCUGAGACAGCUGAGCCAGCAGCACGAGAUGUGCAAUGCACAGGAGACUGGCGGCGUCACGAGGGCAUAUGCCGAGGUGCUGCAGCUGUACGGAGAAUGUUUGGCCGAGUCUCACUUGGAGAGCUCGGACACAAUUGCCAGGGAGUACUUGGACAAGGCCGUGCAGCUUCUGUCGGGGCGUGCGGAAGAUGCUUUGUGGGCUGCCCACCUGCGGCUGGCACAGUUUGCCGACUCACAGUUACAGAGCAUGGAGCAGUACCUGCACUCACCUGAAUUCAGGGCCAAGCAGGAGCUGCUUCAGCAGUCGUCACAUAUCCUGGACUGCACCCAGUCCUCUGGCAAGCGCACAUCUAUAGAGGAGGCGCGCGCCCUUCGCCUGCUGGAGCGCCAGAGCAACCUGGACCGGGGCGAGGCAGCCAGCCUGGAAGCGGUGCGUAGGCGCCACCUGCUGCAAGCCAUUGACAACUACUUGCAGUGCCUGCGCGGAGGGCACAGCCUGCGUCUGUUCCGGCUGGUCUCGCUCUGGAUCGCCAAUGCUACUGCGCCCGAGGUCAAUGCCCUGCUUCAGCAAGGCCUCAGAAAACUGGAGAGCCACAAGUUUGUGCCCCUCAUCUACCAGCUGGCUGCUCGCAUGAGCCGACCUGAUGGAAGCACUUUUCCUGGGCUCCUCUUUCAGCUGAUAGAGCGUGUGGUGCGAGACCACCCGUACCAGACCUUGCCCGUGGUGCUGGCCCUGUGCAAUGCAGACAGGGACCCCACAGCAACAAUCCCACGGGCAGCUAAGAAGGCCAAGACAAGCCCCACAGAGGACCGUGUGGAGGGCGCACGCUACCUGGUGUUGCAGCUACGCAAGGGUGGCGGUCUCUGCUCCUCGAUUCUGGGCCCACUCGAACGGCUCAUGGAUGCGUACAUUCACCUGGCAUACCUGGACCCACCCGGUGUGCCCCGAGGACAAACUGCAGUGCGGCUUCCCAGAGACACACCACUGCUCAAGUUGGGCCCGAUGGACCGUGUGCCUGUGCUGACACAAAAUGUUGAGGUGGACCAUAGUGCCUCAUAUUGCAACCUGCCAGGAAUCCUGAGGUUUUCAGCUGAGUAUCGACUGUGCGGAGGCAUCAACAAGCCCAAAGUUAUUACCUGUGUCAGUCAAGAUGGCUCCGAAUACAAACAGCUCGUCAAGGGCCGUGAUGACCUGCGCCAGGAUGCAGUUAUGCAACAGGCAUUUGGCCUGGUCAACUGCCUGCUUGCUCACGACCCCACAGCAACAGGGAGGCUGGCCAUGCGCACGUACAAGGUGGUCCCGCUGUCGCGUCGCAGCGGCCUGGUGCAGUGGUGCGAAGGGACGCAGCCCUUCUCGGAGUUCCUGCUCACACCACACACGGGGGCCCACCAGCGCUACCAGCCACACGACUGGACACCUGUGGCUUGUCGCAACGCUAUGCAGGAGGUGCACAAAGGUUCCCCAGAGGAGCGCCUGCACGUCUACCAAGAAGUGUGCAGCCACUUCCACCCAGUGUUCCGGUAUUUUUUUUUCGAGCAAUUCCCAGAGCCCAGCCGUUGGUUUGAGCGACGCCGGGCAUACAUCCACAGUGUGGCCACAGGAUCCAUAGGCAAGCAUACUUGUUUAAUUGCUAGCAGCUGA
Molecule: messenger RNA, 8657 nt
Organism: Dermacentor silvarum
Lineage: Eukaryota; Metazoa; Arthropoda; Arachnida; Ixodida; Ixodidae
Product: serine-protein kinase ATM
Exons: 60
Coding region: 171-8657 (2828 amino acids)
Biological process (GO): DNA damage response
Molecular function (GO): protein binding; protein serine/threonine kinase activity
Source: RefSeq, a predicted model, not a curated record